This is a messenger RNA of Pocillopora meandrina, 999 nucleotides long. Lineage: Eukaryota; Metazoa; Cnidaria; Anthozoa; Scleractinia; Pocilloporidae. The record is from the annotation of a GenBank genome assembly.
AUAGCUAAGAACUGUGCUGAACUGUACAAAUCUGGUCGAAGGGUCAGCGGUGUUUACCCAAUCGACCCAGAUGGUUCAGGCAUCUUUAAUGUAUAUUGUGACCAAACUACAGCCGGCGGGGGAUGGACAGUGAUCCAGAAGAGAAUCGAUGGCUCUGUCGAUUUUAACCGCACCUGGGAUGACUACAAGCAUGGCUUCGGCAACAUGGUCGGUGAAUUUUGGCUCGGACUGGACAAAAUAAACCGCCUGACACGAAACAAGACAAAGAACAAGCUUCGAGUAGAUCUUGGAGUAAAAACUGGCAAAACUGUUCACCCUGAGUAUGGCUGGUUUGGGAUUGGGACCGAGACAGCUAAGUACCGGCUAUACCUUGGCAAAAUCAUAAGUAAAUAGACCUUUUUUUAGCAUUCACCGCUCGAUCUUUAUACAUUACUUCUCUCUCAUCUAAAUCUCGAUCUAAAACUCCACGUGGUCGCAUAAUGUUAUUAGUAAGUAGCAGGGUAGUCCUGAGGUAGACCCGCAUGUUCUGAUUGGUUCUUACUCGGUCGGGUGUUUCGUCCGAGUGCCACAUAACAAAUUUCUUACUAACCUUAUUUUAUUUUAUUUAUUAUUUGUUUUUACGGAUAACUACAAGUUUGAAGCGAUACAGACAUUUUAAGGACCCUUGAAUUAUGCGGAUUUCUUUUGUUCUGUUUUGAAACAGAUGCCACUGUUUCCAAUGAUUCCCUCGGUCCUCAUAAAGGUUUCGUUUUUGGUACCUGGGAUAAGGUUCCUGCUGGUUGGGCUCAAAAAAUAGGAGGAGGCUGGUGGUAUGACAGCUGUAUUACUGAAUGUGCUGUUUCGUCAAAUCUCAAUGGCAUUUAUCCACGUUGUGGAAAUGAAACCUAUCCUAAAGCCGCUAUCCACUGGGGAAAGUUAGAUUCUACUUGUGCCAAGAGAAGCACUCCAAAAUCAACUGAAAUGAAAAUAAGACCAGUGGAAUUUAUGUGCGGGGCUUGA